This is a messenger RNA of Zasmidium cellare ATCC 36951, 1083 nucleotides long. RefSeq lists its product as uncharacterized. Gene Ontology annotation, molecular function: protein tyrosine phosphatase activity. The coding region runs from base 1 to 1083 and encodes 360 amino acids. The record is from RefSeq and is a predicted model, not a curated record. Gene Ontology annotation, biological process: protein dephosphorylation. The transcript is spliced from 2 exons. Lineage: Eukaryota; Fungi; Ascomycota; Dothideomycetes; Mycosphaerellales; Mycosphaerellaceae.
AUGGCCAGUCACCAACCCGCUCUCCCGCAGUUCCUCAAGCAGUCCAGAUCAGAACUCCACGCCAAAUUCGUCGAUCUCGAAUGGCAGCAACGUAACCGUCUCCUCCAAGGCACGCAAGCUCCUGCGAAUCCCUCCGCCCCGCCGUCACAAUGGUCACGACUCAGCGGCGAGGCCGUCGCAGCACGAAAUCGAUACCUGAAUGUGGAACCAUAUGCGCAGAACAGAGUCAAGCUGAGGGUCAAUGAGGGAGCAAAUGACUAUAUCAAUGCGUCGCCGAUCCAAUUGGGGAAGAGGAAAUACAUCGCUACGCAGGGGCCUAAGGAUACCAGUGUCAAUCACUUCUAUCGAAUGGUUGCAUCAGAGCUGAAGAGUCCGGCGGUGGUCGUCAUGCUUACACAGACGCACGAGGCGGGCAGGGAGAAGUGCUUUCAGUACUAUCCCCUUUCCAAGGAGGAGUCGCCUUUGAUCAUACCAGAGGACUCGGCCAUUGAAGAUGGGGUCCAAGGCGCAGUCGAGCUGCUCAGCGUAGAGCAAGAUCCCAAGAGCCGAAGCGAAGUCCGCAGACUACGGCUGAGCACGAGUGCAGCGAGUGGCGACCCGAAAGAAGUCGAAAUCCACCACCUCCUCUUCUCUGGCUGGCCAGACUUUCUCGUCCCAGAAGGCGAAGAUCGCGCGGCGCUCGUUGAACUUGUUCGACUUUCCGCCUUUCUCAACCGCCCCAGCAGCACGAACACCCCCAACCACACCAAUGGCGCCUCAGCCUCUACCUUCGCCGCAGAUCUCGCAUCCACAGAUCAAGACAACCCCCGCAUAAUCCACUGCUCAGCAGGCGUGGGCCGCUCAGGAACCUUCAUCGCGCUUGACUACCUCCUCAGCCUGAUGCAUUCUAGUCAAUUGGACAACCUUGCGGCGGAUAAGGACCCCAUCGCCGAGAUUGUGGAUAGUCUGCGACAGCAGCGCAUGAUGAUGGUCCAGGGCGAAUCGCAGUUCAACUUCUUGUAUGAGGUUAUGAGGGAGCAGUUGUCCGCGAGGUUUAGAGAGCGCGAUGCUGUGGCGGGGGCUGCGCAGAACGGGACGAAUUAG